AUGUUGGUACAAUUUUCUCGUGACACUGGUUACGACCAUGCUCCCAGCGUAACUGGGUCGAUUGGUCAUUCCUCCAGAAACAACAUUUCCGAAGAUACCUCCUCACGACACUAUAUACCCUCGAGCUUUGCCCUUGAGCUUGAUGAUGACAACGACGGUCUUGAUACUGCCUUCGCAGAUCAUUUGCCCCGUCUCGGGGCCUCUCCCGGGCCUCAGAUACCUCCAAGCUCGCCUACCGAGUUUCUCCCUUUUUAUUCUGAAGCAGCAAACAAAUCCAGGCGACGCCAAACCCAGGGGCAAUCGACUCCCGAAAGUUGUGCCAGUGCUGAUGAUCGUACUUCACACUCGAGGAUACCUCCUACCUCAAUACCCUCUUCUGAUUCUAUCGGAGAUAGGGCGACGGGUUCCUCCCCUCUUGGAACACCUCCUUCUUCUCAUGAUAGUGGGAGGGAACGGACGGAUGAUCCUUUAAAUGACGAUGUAGAUUCUGCUCUUAAUCGGACCCUGACUAACGAGACACAUCCGGACAUAUCCAGACCCAUCGUUGAUGAUGACGAUGAUGCCCGCUGCAGCCAGACGCGCGAAUCAUUUACUUCUCGAGGUGAAGUCAACACUCCAUCGCCACCUCAAUGA
This is a messenger RNA of Protopolystoma xenopodis, 633 nucleotides long. The record is from the annotation of a GenBank genome assembly. NCBI's taxonomy places the organism in Eukaryota, Metazoa, Platyhelminthes, Monogenea, Polystomatidea, Polystomatidae.